Scutellospora calospora is the source of this 531-nucleotide messenger RNA. Lineage: Eukaryota; Fungi; Glomeromycota; Glomeromycetes; Diversisporales; Gigasporaceae. The record is from the annotation of a GenBank genome assembly.
AUGGAUACACCUCAGGACAAUUUAAAAGCAAUUCUUGAUAAAAUUUCAGCAAUUAAAAAAAUUUAUGAAAACAUUCAAUAUAAUAAAAAUAUAUGUAUUUCAUUAAUGGAUCGCAUUGAUGUUGUGGAUUUUAAUAUUACUAGAAAUUUACAAAGAAAUAAUCAAACAUUUAAUGCUAAAACCCUUAUUCAAAUCCUAAACAGAACGGAAAGAUUUAUGAAUGAUAUCUCACAAUUAUAUAGUUAUAUGGAAACAGGUUCUAAUCAUUUUAGAAUUGAAUUUAUCGCACUUAUUAAUGAGUUUUCAACAAUAUUACAAAAGAUGCCACAAUGGAAAGACAAUGACAAUGCCGAAAAAAUUUUUGAACAUGAUACCGUUGAAAUGACAAAGAUGACGAAGGAUCUUGCUCCCAAAAUCUCAAAUUUUAAACAUUCUCGUCUUUCAGGUAAAGCAUGUACCUAUCAGGAUAUAUCAAAUUUUAAUGAAACAGUACGUUGGAUGGCACCUGAAAUUUUAACUAUCUUGACAUAA